Molecule: messenger RNA, 255 nt
Organism: Clonostachys byssicola
Lineage: Eukaryota; Fungi; Ascomycota; Sordariomycetes; Hypocreales; Bionectriaceae
Source: the annotation of a GenBank genome assembly
AUGGCCAUUGCAGCUCACCCCAUCAAGCCCAUCGCCGCCACUGGCCCUCCCAGGGUCCUCACAGCCGUCGUCUUCAUAGCUUCAGCCUCCGCUGUUGUUGGCAUGAUCUCGCAACAAUUGGCCACGUCAAAGCGUGUGAUGGACGGCCGCUUUGCCCAGUACAACACUGCCGCGAGCGAAGAAAACCGCAAAAAGGCCUUUGAUGGAGCUGUAGAGGACCCCCGAAAGAGCUUCUUCAACGUUCUUGGCUGGUAG